AUUAUGAACAAUCUGAGUAUGAGUCAAUUAUUUUAUAGACGUGGAUCUCAAAUCACCGAAAUUGGAUUUGAAAUUUUUAAAUAACUUUUUAAGGACUUUCAGGGGCAUAAAUUAAGUUUAGGUAAAGCGGUUUUUGUUUCUUUUUCGGCUUCAUAAAUAUCUACCUUGAUGGCCUGCAUCAAGGACAAAGAAUGGAAAGCAUACAAAUGCAAAUACAACAAAGAUUACGACUCAGAAGAAGACAACGAACGUCGCGAAAUCUAUGCUCGAAAUAAAAAGCUAAUGAAAAUACAUAACCAACGGUACGAGGAUGGCAAAGAGAAAUGCAGGAGAGUUGCAAAUGAGCUCACAGAUAUGGCAGCAUAUGAUGAUCCCCGUUCUCUCAGAAGAGGCGAAAGGGGCGGGAGAGACGCAAUUGGCGGAAGAGGUGGAAGGGGUUCAAGAGGACGAACAGACGAUAGGCAUAGAGAUCGCGUAGACCCGUAUAGAGAGAAACCAAGAAAAAGAGGCGAAGAUCGGAAGGGGCGCAAACACGAUCCUUGGGAACUAUCGACAGAUCAAGACUAUACCUCAGAAUAUGACUCUGACUACAACUCUGACCACAACUCUGACUAUGACUCCGACUGGGGUAGACCCAGGCACAAGGGUAAAGGUAGUCCUGCUGGCAAGGGAAGAGACGCCUUCCCAGACAGGUACAAAAGCAAAUCUGGCACCAAAGGGGACAGAUAUUGCAGAUAACUGCAAGUUGAAAAGGAAACAAAAAUCACUAAGAAAAUAAGCCAGACCCGAUUUGCCCCUGAAAAAUAUAUAUUUAAUCUACCUAUUUGAUGCAAUAAAAUUUAUUUAAAUUUUGA
This is a messenger RNA of Hermetia illucens (black soldier fly), 854 nucleotides long. RefSeq lists its product as uncharacterized. NCBI's taxonomy places the organism in Eukaryota, Metazoa, Arthropoda, Insecta, Diptera, Stratiomyidae. The record is from RefSeq and is a predicted model, not a curated record. The transcript is spliced from 2 exons. The coding region runs from base 169 to 738 and encodes 189 amino acids.